AUGGCUCAAGACAACGCAAGAGACAUUGUGCAAAGCCGCUACCUGUCGGCUGGCGCAAACAGAUACGCUUGGGCAGCAGACUGGGGCGAUGAUGGGAUUGUCGCCUUUGGCUCAGACACGAAUGUUUGUCUGUGGAAUCCCUCGAAUUCAGCCGGCAUAUCACACAUCCUAAGUGGUCAUACAGCUCAUGUUAGGGCUGUCAGGUUCGUACCGAAGGCAGAUGGGGACCAGUUUAGCUACUUGAUCACCGGCAGUGAUGACAAGUCGCUGAGGGUUUGGGCCAUCAACUCACGAGAUGCCGGCGCUUCCUGCGUUCAGACCGUUCAAGAACACACAGAGCCUAUCAAUUGCAUAGCUGUCCUACGAGUUCCAGGGUUUGGCAAUGGUUUAGGAUCAAGAUCCAUUGUCGCCACGGGGGCUGCAGAUGCUACCGUAAAGAUUUGGACCUUGGACCCGACAACAGGACAACUUGCGCUGUUGCAGACAAUCAGAACUGUCAAGAGAUACAUGCCAUUGGCAGUCGCCUUUUACCCCCUAAACAAGCAAGGAACCGAAGUCAUCUUAGCGGUUGCGGGCACUACCAACGUUGUCCAUAUCUACACUUCCUCAACCGUGGACGGGGAUGCACCUGUUACCGAGUUCACCCUUCAGGCUACAUUGCCCGGCCAUGAGAACUGGAUUCGUUCCCUUGACUUCAUCCGUGAAAAGAAGGAGGCAGGCAGUGACCUACUCCUCGCGUCAGCCAGCCAGGACAAAUACAUCCGUCUCUGGCGGAUUCACCAGGGCAGUCCUCUAUCAGCCCUGAGUUCAACCGGCCUGGAUCUCUCAGUUGACUCCCUGAUGCCAGGCCAGAAGCUCCACAAAGUCACUGCUGGUAGCACCAAAUACUGCAUCAUGUUCGAAGCCCUUCUCCUCGGCCACGAAGACUGGAUCUACACCGCCCGCUGGUCCCGCUCCCCUUCCAGCAACAAGCUCCAACUUCUCUCCGCCUCAGCGGACAACACCCUCGCGAUCUGGGAAGCGGACCCCGACUCCGGCAUCUGGCUCACGAUCGCCCGAAUGGGCGAAGUCAGCCGCGAGAAAGGCGCUACCACAGCCACAGGCAGCAUCGGCGGGUUCUGGACGGGCCUGUGGUCCCCCUCUGGCACAACGGUCAUCACCCUAGGCCGCACCGGCAGCUGGCGGAGAUGGGACUAUGAUCCGAACGAAGACACCUGGAAACAACACUUCGCUGUCUCAGGCCACACUCGCGCGGUAACGGGUAUCUCCUGGUCCCCUGACGGGGUGUACCUCCUCUCAGCCAGCUCCGACCAAACGACCCGUUUGCAUGCCGAAUGGACGCGCGGAGGCGAGGGAAGCGAUAACAGCUGGCAUGAGAUGGCGCGCCCCCAAAUUCACGGCUACGACCUUAACUGCAUCGGCACGCUGAGCAACACCUCCUUCGUCUCCGGCGCAGACGAAAAGCUCAUGCGCGUGUUCACCGAGCCCAAGGCCGUGGCGCAAAUGCUCGCCCGUUUGACAGACGCGUCUCCCGAGGCUGCCAAUGCCGCCCCUGAUGCAGCAAACAUCCCCGUGCUUGGGCUGUCCAAUAAAGCCGUCGAGGUAGUCGACGACUCUGCCGACCCGACUGCUCCUCUUCCAGCACAAGAUACAGUCAUCGACCCGAGCAACCCCCUCACCUCGCGGGAAGACGCCUUCGACCCGGCGACAACCAUCCGCGCGUCGGCGCUCGCAAUCUCCCACCCUCCGUUUGAAGAGUCUCUUUCUCGACACACGCUCUGGCCCGAGAUCGAGAAGCUCUACGGGCACGGGUACGAGCUUUCCUGUCUCGCGACAAGCCAUGAUGGCGGGGUGAUUGCCAGCGCGUGUAAAGCGUCAUCGCUGAACCACGCUGUGAUAAGGCUAUUUGAGACUAAAACCUGGACGGAGGUAAAGCCGCCGUUAGCGGCGCAUAGUUUGACGGUGACGAAAGUAAGGUUUUCAUACCCUGAUGACAGGUUACUGUUGAGUGUCGGGAGAGAUAGGCAGUGGGUUGUGUUUGAGCGUGAAUCGGACGAAGAAGCGAACGGGGCGAAGAAGUACAAGUAUAAGCAGAUCCAAGCCAACGCGAAGGGGCACAGCAGGAUGAUUUUGGACUGUGCCUGGGCGCCGGUUGUCCGUCUUGGCGAGGACGGCAAUGAAACAAGACUGUUUGCCACCGCUGGACGCGACAGGAGCGUCAAGCUUUGGAUCCGACGUGCCGGUGAGGGGGAAUUUGUUCAGGCUGCGGCUAUCCCACAGGAGCACCCAGUCACAGCGCUGGAUUUCGUGCCGGAGUUCACGGAGGAUGGGUUGAUUCUUUUGGCGGUGGGUACUGAGGCGGGUAGGCUGCUUGUGGUGUCUCUGAAGGUAGUUUCCGGCGAGGAGGGCAAGGGCGAUGUUGAGAUUGUGUCGACGCUAAAUGUUCCGGCGAAGUUGUGUCUUCCCAAGGCUGUGAUGCAGCUGGCGUGGCGGCCGAGGAGGGAGCGGCAGAAGGGGCGGGAGCUGGCGAUUGCGGGGGAGGAUGGGUCGUUGAGGAUAUAUAGGUUUGGGUUGUGA
Molecule: messenger RNA, 2577 nt
Organism: Thermochaetoides thermophila DSM 1495
Lineage: Eukaryota; Fungi; Ascomycota; Sordariomycetes; Sordariales; Chaetomiaceae
Product: RNA polymerase II elongator-like protein
Exons: 2
Coding region: 1-2577 (858 amino acids)
Biological process (GO): tRNA wobble uridine modification
Cellular component (GO): elongator holoenzyme complex
Molecular function (GO): protein binding
Source: RefSeq, a predicted model, not a curated record